GCGUAGUGUUGUCCUAUGAAUCCACUGAAUCAGCAUCGAGUCAAUAAGCACCAGACAACGAACAAGCCUGAGACAAUGAAUACUUCAAGCUCAAUCUCUUGCAAGACCUUUUUGCAAGCGAGUCAAAAAGGGAAUAUAACAAAGCUGAUAGAGCUCGCCUCUAUAAACGACGUCCAAGACUGGACGGUAUAUCGUCACGACGCAUCAGGAGAUACGGCGCUGCACUUGGCGGCACGCGAAGGUCACUUAGAGGUGGUGAAAUAUCUGUGUGAAACAUGGCAGGAGCCACCCUUCAGAACGGAAGUGGCCAACAAAGAUAUGAAAAGACCGUUACACGACGCAGCCCAAUCUGCGAAACUGGACGUCCUCGAGUAUCUUCUUGGCCAAGGCGCCGCCGUGGAUCCUUUGAAACGGGCAGACUGGACCCCCUUGAUGCUAGCCUGCACCAAAGUCGGUGAUGAAGCAGCGAGUUGCGUGAAAGCUCUGCUUCGACAUGGCGCAGCUUCCGAAUUGCAGAACAAAGACGGCUGGACGCCGCUGAUGGUCGCUUGCAGGACUGGAAACGUCGACGCGGUUAAAUCCCUGGUGACGCAUGCGACUCGCAGUGUAUAUAUGAGGAGUAAAAACGGCCGAAGCCCUUUACACAUAGCUGCGUUUCACGGCCACCCGAAUAUCAUUGAUUUGAUUUUAUCCGAGGAUUCAGAUUUGAUCAACUGGCAAGAUUCGUCCGGAUCAACCCCGCUUUUGGAGUCUGUAAAGAGUGGAGAUUUAGCCACGGUUCAGCGUUUGAUAGAUUUGAAAGCUGACGUAAACGCAGUAGACAAUGCGGGACAAAAUAUUUUACACAUUGCCGCACAGUGCGGUAACACAGAGAUGAUUGAGUACAUAUUAAAUCGCAAAUUGGUCGACAUCGAGUCUCCAGCUCUCCAUGGCAUAACACCUCUGAUGUUCGCUGAGAAGAACCAACAGCUUAAAGCGAUCAAAAUCCUAUCAUCUUUUCAACCUAACACGAAGGUUGCAGUUAAUUAUACUCGAUAG
Diprion similis is the source of this 1038-nucleotide messenger RNA. Its product is annotated as ankyrin repeat domain-containing protein 16-like. Gene Ontology annotation, molecular function: protein binding. The coding region runs from base 16 to 1038 and encodes 340 amino acids. The record is from RefSeq and is a predicted model, not a curated record. NCBI's taxonomy places the organism in Eukaryota, Metazoa, Arthropoda, Insecta, Hymenoptera, Diprionidae. The transcript is spliced from 4 exons.